GCCCCCGCCGCUUCUUAUAACAUCCCGCUGAUCAAGAUAUGGCCGAAGGAGACGAGCACUCAGUCCUAUACGAACUGCUCCGCCGAGCUACGUUCAGCACCUCAUUACGCCAGGCUUGCAAAGGAGAUGAGGAACCACGUCCUCGGUCCCAUGCCCGUGCGGGAUUUUAUGGUCAGUUUUCUGAGAUAUGACGAUCUCGGAGAUGAUGAGGGGUUUUGGGCUGGAAUGCCGGAUGCCGAACACGCCUUCAAGGACGUCCCAAAGUCGCCUGCGAAGGAGGGCCUCAUGUACGAACCACUGGCGAAAGCUUUGAAUGCGGACGAGACGACAGGCAAAGUGUCUCGAUGCCCAGGCUUCGUGUUCGGCAUUACAGGCAACCGAGCAGAUACCAGCGGUCCACUGCCAAAUGCCCUGGGCUCAACCAAGCCCGAUAUCUCUGCUUAUCUUCAGGAGCAUCUAGAGCAUAUCAGAAAACAGGCUCCCACCGACGACGACGCUUCCACCAAGACACACAUGGGGUACGUCGCGCUCUACAUCGAGAUCAAGAGGGACUGUUCCAUGGACUGUUUCGUGGACCCACCUGCCAACGGAGUACCCCCACAACCCCCGCGCUCGUUCAUCAACCCUGAAUGCACCCAACAUCUCGGCCAGAUCGUAAACUACGCCUUAGAGAUAGUGAAGAGGCAGCACCGUCGGCAUGUCUUCUCCAUCUCCUUGUGCGGUAGCAAGGCGCGGUUCAUUCGCUGGGAUCGAGCAGGUGCAAUCGUAUCGAGAUCCUUCGACAUCCAUGACGAUCCUGAUUCGCUAUGCGAGUUCCUGUGGUGUUUCUCGGCGAUCAAUCAGACCGACCGUGGCCUCGACUGUACCGUCCAGCCUGGGACACUUGCGGAUGCCGCGCUUUUCAAGCAGGCAAUCGAAGCACAUCUGCGAGAACAACUGGUAGAAUUGCUCCCAGGCAACAAAGACGUCCGCGGUUCUCUCAAGUACCACCUCGAGGAGCAUUACCAGGAAAACAAUGUCACCCGCAUCCCCAUUCCGGAUCCCGUCCACUCUGAUCCUAGGUGUCGCAGCCAAAGCUAUCUACUGGUCUCUCGUCCCAUCACUGUGCCUCACUCGUUGGUCGGCAGAGGCGUGAGGACGUACUGGGCCGUACUCGUCGAAGCAGCCACUCCGGAAGUAGUUCUCCUGAAGGAUUACUGGAGGUACGAACCGCGCGACCUCCAACUCGAAGGCGACGUGCUGGAGCAUAUGGCUCGGGCGGGUUUCGGUCGCGACAACGUUCCUACAAAGAAGUAUCAUGGAGAUGUCCCUGCACGAUCAUGCUUACCCUUCCUGUGCUUAUGUGACAACUUAUUAGGUAAACAGACUACUGUCACGCAGUAUUAUAAGCACGCGUCGUGGAUGGACGCUAGUAUAGUACCGCAGAAACUGGAGACGAUGGUGACGAUGACACACUAUCGCCUCAUUACGAAUGAAGCUGGCUACAAUCUCAUGCACCUCCGGGGUAGUCAAGAACUGUUGUGGGCAGGGCGAGAUGCACUUCGAGCGAUCACACGUAAUUUCUUCAACCCACGCCCCGAAAAAGGACAACAUCCACGGCUACAUCGGAAUGUCAGCCCAGGCAACAUUAUGUUGUACCGCCCCACGCCAGACUCGCCCUCCAAUGAUAAAGGUCUGGAAAUUCCACCCAGGACGGGAUACCUAAUCAAUUGGGAUUUGUCA
Messenger RNA from Epithele typhae, 1722 nucleotides. RefSeq lists its product as uncharacterized. Lineage: Eukaryota; Fungi; Basidiomycota; Agaricomycetes; Polyporales; Epitheliaceae. The transcript is spliced from 5 exons. The record is from RefSeq and is a predicted model, not a curated record. The annotation marks the transcript as partial.